UUUCAUUUUGACUUAUGAUUAAACACCACGGCUCCGCAGUCCAAGUUCUUAAGGCGUUGAUGAAGAAAUCCGUCAACUUUGUACGGACCGCUGUCAUUGGGUGACUGCGUGCUCCCCGGCCGUGCUUUUAUUUUUAAUAUGAGGGAGGGGGUUCCCAGAAAAUACCUCCUCCUGCUGUUCCUCGGCUCUAUCUCGUGAAUAUCAAACACUCGCCGUCUCCAUAUUGGAAGCAGAGAUCAGAAAACACAGGAAAACAUGAAGAGGCAGUUUUUGACGAUCGCUUAAGCGCGCGGACGUCGGCGUUCUCCGCUAUAGCUCCGGGAGUUUAAACGCAAGCGUUCAGACGUCGCGCGGGUCAUUUAUUCAGCCCGCGUUUGGAGGUUUCAUGGUCAGCGCGCUAACGCUAUCUUACAUUAGCAACCCAGCCUCCAACUACUUGUUAGCCGUUCGGCGCUGGCGCGACUGGUUUUUGUUAUGCGCGUCCACACGGGCUGAUUGAUCAAAUGUGUGUCCGCGACGCGUAUUUUAAUGCAACAAAACGCAAAGAUUAGUGGUCGGGUGCAGUCCGUUCGCCCACGCUAGCCUGAGCGACAGCAGUCUGCUGCUGGCUGGAGGUCUGCCAUUAACUCGACUAGCUGUUAGCACAAGCUGAGACACGGACGCGGCCAGAACUCGCUGGAAAAAAAAGGAGCUAACAUCUCGUUUCCAUGGACAACACGUCCAUAAUAACGCAGGUUACGAACCCCAAGGAGGAGGAGAUACUCUCGUCAAAUGCUGAGAAAGUGUCGCUGUCUAACAGCAGCCUGAAGAAGAAGAGGACUCGCAGCAUCUUCAGCUCAUUGUUCUGCUGUCUGAGAAGUUACGAUGCCGAGCCCCCCGCCGCCCCCAACAACAACAGCAGCCCUCUGCCUCCACCUGUGGAGGAGAACGGAGCUCCACCAAAGUGUGACCAGGUUGAGGUCAUCCCUAUCCCCAGUCCUCCAGAGAAGUACCUCCUCCCUGAGGUUAACAUAAAUGACUAUGGGAAGAAGUGUGUGGUGAUAGACUUGGAUGAGACUCUGGUGCACAGCUCGUUUAAGCCCAUUAGCAACGCUGAUUUCAUCGUCCCAGUGGAGAUUGACGGCACAGUGCAUCAGGUGUAUGUGUUGAAGAGACCUCAUGUCGACGAGUUCCUCAAACGAAUGGGGGAACUGUUCGAGUGCGUGUUAUUCACUGCAAGCUUAGCCAAGUAUGCUGAUCCCGUCUCGGAUCUGCUGGACAAAUGGGGAGCUUUCCGAAGCCGUCUUUUCCGGGAAUCUUGUGUGUUCCACCGUGGAAAUUAUGUCAAGGACCUAAGCCGUUUAGGCAGGGAUCUCAACAAAGUCAUCAUUGUGGACAACUCGCCAGCCUCCUACAUCUUCCACCCAGACAAUGCUGUACCUGUAGCCUCCUGGUUUGAUGACAUGUCCGACACAGAGCUGCUGGAUCUUAUCCCUUUCUUCGAGAGACUGAGUAAAGUGGAUAAUGUCUACACUGUGCUGAAGCAGCAGAGGACUACUAGCUAGCACGACACUAGGCUAGCCACUGUCACUAUGGGGCCAGGGAGGCUGCUGGGCUCGGAGCACCACAGUGCUUCCCCUUAACAGGACCAGCCACUAGCUCAGUCCUCAUCACCUACCCAGAAUUCCAUUCACAUGAUGUUUAAUAGAGAAAAAGAAGUUGAAAGACAGAACUGUGAAGGACUGCUUUAGCUAUUACGUGCAUAAAACAAGAAGCUGAUUGUUUUAACACUCAAUUGCGUAAAUCUCAGGAAAGCGAGCAAGAGCCUAUUUCACCCUGAAGUCAAAUAAUAGAAUUAGAUUUUGCUUAAAGAAAAUGAAAGACAUGCCUUUGUGGCAAUUUUUUGACCACUAAGCACAUUCCCUCAAAAUUUUGCCAUAAUGCUUACAUUUCUUGUAAUGUGUAAAAAAAUAAAUAAAAAUAAAAU
Molecule: messenger RNA, 1966 nt
Organism: Puntigrus tetrazona (Sumatra barb)
Lineage: Eukaryota; Metazoa; Chordata; Actinopteri; Cypriniformes; Cyprinidae
Product: CTD small phosphatase-like protein
Exons: 8
Coding region: 708-1544 (278 amino acids)
Molecular function (GO): RNA polymerase II CTD heptapeptide repeat phosphatase activity
Source: RefSeq, a predicted model, not a curated record